This is a messenger RNA of Corvus hawaiiensis (hawaiian crow), 3850 nucleotides long. RefSeq names its product RNA binding motif protein 6 (gene RBM6). Gene Ontology annotation, biological process: mRNA splicing, via spliceosome. The coding region runs from base 145 to 3747 and encodes 1200 amino acids. The record is from RefSeq and is a predicted model, not a curated record. Gene Ontology annotation, cellular component: nucleus. The transcript is spliced from 23 exons. Gene Ontology annotation, molecular function: RNA binding. Lineage: Eukaryota; Metazoa; Chordata; Aves; Passeriformes; Corvidae.
GUUCCGGGUUCUCGCCGUGGCGGCUCUGGGGCCUGUGCGAGGCGGGAGCGGCGGAGCAGGAGGAGGAAGAGGAGGAGGAGGUUGUGGUAUCUGGGUGUUGUUAGUGAAUUAACCAUUUCUGGAAGCCUACCAGACAAGAUCAAAAUGUGGGGAGACCAUCGACAAGGCAACAGAAUGGGGUCUUUUCGUGGGAGCCAAGAAGACAGGUUUGCUCCCGGGUGGAACAGGGAAUAUCCUCCUUCCCUUGAUAGUCUUGGUCAAGAAAGACACUCUGGCAACUUCUCUGGCAGAAAAUCACUUCCUUUUGAUAUCCAGGCACUCUCAGGCCUCCUCAAUCCUCAGUUUGCCAACAGAGAGGAACCUUCUUUCAGCUAUGGAGCUAGAGAUGGACCACGUAGUGACUUCAGAGGUGGGGAGGGGCACCAUGAUUUCAGGGGCAGGGAUUUCCCACCAUCUGACUUCCAGGGCAGAGAUGAGUCUCAGAUGGAUUUCAGAGGCAGGGAGCCACCCCCUUCUGAGUACAGGGGCAGGGAUAUGUACUCUGGAGACUUCCGGGAGAGAGAAGGGCCCCCUAUGGACUUCAGGGGUGGGGAUGUUCCUUCAGGGGACUUCAGGAACAGGGACACGUUCCGCAUGAGCUACAGGGAUAGGGAAGCACAUAAUAUGGAUUACAGGGCCAGGGACGAACCUCCAUCAGACUUCAGGGGAAGGGGGUCUUAUGAUUUAGACUUCCGAGGUCGAGAUGGGCCUCAUUCAGACUUUAGGGCAAGAGACAUGUCUGAGUUAGACUACAGGGGCAGAGAACAUUCCUAUUCAGACUUCAGAAAUAGGGAUGUACCUGAUAUGGACUUCAGGGGUGUGGGCACCUCUGAUCUGGACUUCAGAAACAGGAAUGCACCAUCAUCAGACUUCAGAAAUAGGCACAGGUCCCGAUCUGAUCAGGAUUUUAGGAGCAGAGAUGUGGCUCCUCCCAUGGACUUUUCAGAUAGGGAAAUGCCUCCCGUGGAUCAAAGCCUUGUAGAUUUUAGGCACAAUCAAUCUACUGUACCUUUAGCAGAGAGAGAGGGCUCUGGCUUAAGCACCAGCAAAAGAGAUGAGUCUGCACUUAGUCUAGACAGAACUCCCUUUGGUAGCCAAAAAGGAGAAUUUCAACACUCGGAAGCACCAGCCGGAGAAGAGGAAUCCCUGGGACUGGGUCUUGAAGAUGACACUUCGCACAAUUUCCAAAAUAGCCGCGGACCUCUUCCUACUCUUCAGGACCAAGAGGAGCAACCUCAGACCUUUGCUAACAAGCAGCAACAGCAGCAGCUUUCUGGGGGGGAGCAGCAAAGAUCCGAUUCUGAUCUUGGGUUAAAGGGUGAAGGUGACCUGGAUUUCCUUGGGAGGCAAGAUACAGACUACCGGAACAUGGAAUAUUGUGAUGUGGAUCACCGGCUGCCAGGGCAUCAGAUGUUUGAUUAUGAACAUGGCAAGUCCUUUUCAGAAGGAAAACCCAGCAAAGAUUCUAGGCCCUAUAAGAGCCUUCAGGACCAAGAUUACCGGACCUGCCCCAAGUAUGUGAAGCCAAGCAAGCUCAUUCGACUAGGAGGAGUGCCUGAAACUGCCACAAAGGAUGAUAUCCUCAAUGCUUUCCGAGGGCCUGAUGGGACACCUGUGAAGGACCUGCGACUGAAAGAUUACAGCUCAGGUUACGACUAUGGCUAUGUCUGCGUGGAGUUUUCACUCUUGGAAGAGGCCAUCGGAUGCAUGGAAGCCAACCAGGGAACUCUUACGAUCGGUGGCAAAGAAGUGACCCUUGAAUACACUCCGUGCCCAGAGUUUUGGCGCUGCAAACGUUGUAAGGUGUGUACUGUGGGCUACAGAUCUUCCUGUUCCUAUUGCAAGCUCCCAAGAGAUGGUGAGUAUAUCUGGUCCACUGAGCUUGGUCGGUUAAGAGUUUCAUCUAUCCUGACAAGGAGCAGAGCAGGCCCAGAGUCCAGAGGUGGUGCUGAGGGAGAGGACACAUCGGCUGAGCAGGAAUUCACAGAGACAAAGCUUGAAACACCCGAGCAAGAAUUGUCAGGUCAACCAGGAUCUCCAAAGCAGCCUCUCCAGCCCUCAGUUCCUGCUCCACAGCAGGAAUGUCAGCCUCAGGAGCAGGAGCCAAGGAAGAGAGAUGAAGGGAGAGAGCGUCGGCCCUCACAGGAGAAGAGAAGGGACAUGGACCGGCACCAGGAGCCGCCCUCUCAGAGGGAAGCAGAGGAAGCCACGCCACCAGAUGGUGGAGGCAGCAGAACAAUUAUGCUGAAGCGAAUCACUCGGUUCACCCCACCUGAGGUGAUUGUGAGGCUCCUGGCCCCGUACGUGCAUCUGUCCACGUCCAGCGUGCGCAUCAUGAAGAACAAGGCUGGGCGGAUGGGGCAGACCUAUGGCUUCAUCGAGCUGGAAUCCCAUGCUGAGGCGCUGAGGUUGCUAAAGAUACUGCAGAACCUGGAUCCCCCGAUCUGCAUUGAUGGGCGUAUAUUGGAAGUGAAUCUUGCUACAGGGAGGAGAAGGAAUGACUAUGGGGAGCACGGUGACAAUUCCUACUAUGGCCCGGGCAGAAGGGGCAUGAGAGACAGGAGGGGUGGCGAAUCACAGCAACGCACCAGAGCACAGUCACCAUCAGAUGUGUCCACAUACAUUUAUGAUCCUGACACUGGGAAUUACUAUGAUCCCAUAGCUGGGACAUACUAUGACCCCAGAACUCAGAGAGAAGUCACAAUAGACCGGGAAGCCUCCGAGCCCCCGACGGAGAGCAGAAGGCGGCGGCACGGGAGCCAAGAACGGACAAGUGACAGGAAGGAGCCACACAGCAGGGACAACAGGGACAGAAAGGACAAAGGGAAAAGUACUUCUGCUAAGAAUGAGCCUGGGGAGGAGAGAUUCUUUACAGAAGAUGUCUUCAAAAAGCCAUUGCCUCCCUCUGUGAAGAGAGAUGAGAGCACAGGCCUGACUGAGACUGGAGAGGAGAAGUUCUCUGCAGAAGAUGUCUUUAAAAAACCUUUACCUCCUUCUGUGAAAAAGGAAGAGAGUGCAGCCCCGCCCAAGGUGGUGAACCCUCUGAUAGGACUUCUGGGAGAGUAUGGAGGAGACAGCGACAAUGAAGAGGAGGAGGAAGAGGAGGAGCAGUCCCAGGCUCAGUGGCUGCCGCCUCCCCCGCACCCACCGGCACCGCGCGAGGAGCAGCCGCGGAAGGCCAAGGCCAGUGAUGACAAACUGACUGACUGGAACAAGCUGGCCUGCCUGCUGUGCAGGAGGCAGUUCCCCAACAAGGAAGUGCUCAUCAAGCACCAGCAGCUUUCCAACCUGCACAAGCAAAACCUAGAGAUUCAUAUGAAGAUUAAACGAUCUGAGCAGGAACUGGCAUAUUUGGAGAAGAGAGAGCGUGAGGGGAGGCAUAAAGACAAAGGAAAUGACCGGAGAGAGAAAUUCCAGCAGAUGGAUUCACCAGAGAGGAAACGGCUCAGAUAUGACCGGGGCUCAGAGAGCGACUAUGACCCAAGGCUUGACAGUAACAACAAAGGGAACCGAAUGGUGCAGUCUCUGGGGUGGAAGAAAGGCUUUGGCCACAACCAGCAGGGCACAGCAUCACCAGUGGAGGCAGAAAACAGGAGGAAGGGCCCUGGGCUGGGGGCCCCAGGGAAGCCCCCCAAGAGGCAGUCCAACGAGACCUACCGCGACGCCGUCCGGAGGGUCAUGUUUGCCCGCUAUAAGGAGCUUGAGUGAACAGUGGAGGAACCCCAGAUCUGUCUCUCUCCAUCUCUUUCUCUCUGUGUCAUGUUCUUUUGAAGGUUUGGUCUUUUUUGUUUUGUUCUGUUUUUUGAAUUGU